AGUGGAGCAGCAGGAGCAAAAAAUAAAGGACAUUGAGGCAACAAUACUGGAGAGAGAGAAGAGCAUCGCAGGCACAACUCAGGAACUAAAGGGUCUGAAAAAAGAAAAUGAAAUUCUGAAAAUUCAGGCCAAUGAACUGCAAAAAAAAACACGAUCAACAGUUACAACAGGUUUCAUCAGUUGCUCAAAGUGAAGAGCUGUUAAAAGCACUUGUAGAAAAAGACAGAUAUAUAACAGAACUGUUAAGGGAGGUGGAAUCUCAAAAAGCUGCAGUAGAGCAACAAAGGAAGAAGAAUAAUGACCUUCGGGAGAAAAACUGGAAAGCAAUGGAGGCAUUGGCAUCAACUGAAAAAAUGCUACAAGAGAGAGUCAACAAGGCCGCCAAGGAGAAGCCGCAGAACCUUCACACAGGGGAAAUGGAAGCACGAGAAAUCCUGCAGAAAAUCUUCCCAAAUGUGUCUGUUUCUUCCAGUUUGCACCAUGGCGAAUGGAUCCAGGAAUUUGAGAAGUUGGCUAGAGUUUGUUUAAAUGAAAAUGGUGGAGCUGAGAAAGUGAAGGCAAUGGAGCAGAAGCUAAAGGAGGGAGAGGAAAUCCAUACAUUGCUGAAGCUCGAGUGUGAGAAAUACAAAUCGGUGCUGGCAGAAACGGAAGGAAUUCUGCAGAGGUUGCAGCGCAGUGUGGAGGAAGAGGAGGGGCGAUGGAAGAUAAAGCUGGAGGAGUCUCAGAAUGAGCUUACAGAGGCAGCAUCUGCCGUUCGUGCAUUGGAACAGGAGGUUGACAAACUGAAAAGAUGGAACAAGGAGGCAGAACAUUUCCUAAAGGAGAAAGAGAAUUUGGAAACCGAGCUGGAAAAGGCAGAGCUUGAGAGAACGACCUACGUGUCCGAAGUCAGAGAGCUGAAAGAUCUGUUGACUGAAUUGCAAAGAAAGCUUGACGAUUCCUAUUCAGAAGCAGUAAGGCAGAAUGAAGAGCUGACCUUGCUGAAGAGUCAACUGGAUGAUACAAUAAAGAAACUGGAAAUGGAGCAGAGCGAGCGUCAAAAAGUGGCCAGUGAUUUAAACGAGGCACAGAAAUCCCUGGACCUCAUUCAGGUUGAAAUACUCAAGGGCUCUGGAGACUCUAAUGUCAUAGAGAACAGUGGCAUAUCCCUAGAAAAGGUUGAAUUACCCGAGGGACUGUACCACUGAGGAUAAAAUGGAAGACAUUGUAAUCAUGUUUUGCCAAAAUUAAAGCCUUAUUUAUGUCUUCACCCUUUCUACUUUGUCAGAAACACUGAACAGUGCUACGUCUUUUCUAAUUCUUAUUAAACUACUGAUUUAAACCGGACGAUAAUAAAUAUAAAAAAAAAACACUCUGCAGACAGUUUAGUUUUAUAGUAAAAAAAAGAAUAAAAAAUAAAUUCUUUUUGGAUAUAUAGAUCUUUACAUUCCUGAAGCUGCAGUAAAGACGUCUACCUUUUUUUUUUUCUUAUUUUGUUCAAUACAGAUUUAUGCAGAAGAAUCAACUAUGGCAAAGAUGAUGUAACAAAUAUAUAUAUAUCCUUUUAUUACAGACGUUGUACACUGUUUUACUUAAAUCCACUUUGGAAGUAGACACCUCUUCGACCUCAAAUAAAACACUUUAUUUUUA
Rana temporaria (common frog) is the source of this 1629-nucleotide messenger RNA. RefSeq names its product kinectin-like. Gene Ontology annotation, biological process: microtubule-based movement. Lineage: Eukaryota; Metazoa; Chordata; Amphibia; Anura; Ranidae. Bases 132 to 1187 code for a protein of 351 amino acids. The transcript is spliced from 15 exons. The record is from RefSeq and is a predicted model, not a curated record. Gene Ontology annotation, molecular function: kinesin binding.